Molecule: messenger RNA, 3997 nt
Organism: Microplitis mediator
Lineage: Eukaryota; Metazoa; Arthropoda; Insecta; Hymenoptera; Braconidae
Gene: alphaCOP
Product: coatomer subunit alpha
Exons: 4
Coding region: 145-3801 (1218 amino acids)
Biological process (GO): endoplasmic reticulum to Golgi vesicle-mediated transport; retrograde vesicle-mediated transport, Golgi to endoplasmic reticulum; intra-Golgi vesicle-mediated transport
Cellular component (GO): COPI vesicle coat
Molecular function (GO): structural molecule activity; protein binding
Source: RefSeq, a predicted model, not a curated record
UUGCGGAUGUAAUCAAAAUCAAGUGACGUGUCGUAUGCCGAGUUAACAAAAUACUUGUGGAAAUAAUUAAAUCUACUGUAUGUUGUAAAAAUAAUUAAAUACAGGAUACAAGUAGUCCACAAAUAAAAUAGUAAUUAAUUCAAAAUGCUGACUAAAUUCGAAACGAAGUCAGCUCGUGUCAAAGGGUUGUCUUUUCAUCCCAAAAGACCGUGGAUCCUAGCAAGUUUACACAAUGGAGUUAUCCAGCUGUGGGACUACCGGAUGUGCACGUUGCUGGAGAAAUUCGACGAGCAUGAUGGACCAGUCAGAGGAAUCUGCUUCCACAAUCAGCAGCCGCUGUUUGUAUCCGGUGGCGAUGACUACAAAAUCAAGGUAUGGAAUUACAAGCAACGUCGCUGUAUAUUUACGCUGCUUGGUCACUUGGACUACAUCCGUACGACAGUAUUUCAUCACGAGUACCCAUGGAUCUUGAGUGCCUCUGAUGACCAGACGAUAAGGAUCUGGAACUGGCAGAGUCGGGCGUGUAUUUGCGUACUUACUGGCCACAAUCACUACGUCAUGUGCGCGCAGUUUCAUCCUUCGGAGGAUAUGAUUGUCUCUGCGUCACUGGACCAGACGGUCCGUGUUUGGGACAUCUCGGGAUUGAGGAAGAAAAACGUUGCGCCAGGUCCCGGUGGACUGGAGGAGCAUCUGAAGAAUCCUGGAACCACUGACUUGUUUGGGCAAGCGGACGCUGUUGUCAAACACGUCCUGGAAGGUCAUGACCGUGGAGUGAACUGGGCGAGCUUCAACCCAACUCUGCCACUGAUUGUCUCCGGUGCCGAUGAUCGGCAGAUCAAGAUGUGGAGAAUGACUGACAUGAAGGCCUGGGAAGUUGACACUUGUCGCGGGCACUACAACAACGUGUCCUGCGUACUCUUCCACCCACGUCAGGAUUUGAUACUUUCCAACUCUGAGGACAAGAGUAUCAGAGUCUGGGACAUGGCCAAGCGCGGCUGUCUACAGACAUUCCGCAGAGAGCACGAAAGAUUCUGGGUCCUCGCCGCUCAUCCAACUUUGAAUCUUUUCGCAGCUGGACAUGACUCGGGGAUGAUUAUUUUCAAACUAGAGCGCGAGCGUCCGGCUUACGCAGUACAUGGCAACCUUCUGUACUACGUCAAGGAAAGAUAUCUGCGUAAAUUGGACUUUACGACAUCAAAGGACACCGCGGUGAUGCAGCUCCGCGGAGGAGGAAAAACUCCAGCCUUCAGUAUGUCUUACAAUCAAGCUGAGAACGCGGUUCUUAUUUGCACCAGGUGCGCUACCAACAUUGAAAACAGCACCUACGACUUGUACAUGAUCCCCAAGGACGGAGACUCGAAUACUGAUCCUGAAACAAAGAGAGCUUCUGGUGUCACUGCUAUCUGGGUCGCGAGAAACCGCUUCGCUGUUCUAGAUCGCGGAUACUCGCUGGUGAUUAAAAAUCUGAAGAAUGAAGUAACGAAAAAAGUCCAGAUCCCGAACUGCGAUGAAAUAUUUUACGCAGGGACCGGCAUGCUUCUGCUUCGCGACUCGGACCAGUUGAUACUUUUUGAUGUUCAGCAGAAACGUCAGGUCGCUGAAGUAAGAAUUUCAAAAUGUCGUUACGUGGUCUGGUCUAACGACAUGUCACACGUUGCGCUGUUAUCAAAACACACGGUAAAUAUUUGCAACCGUAAAUUGGAAUCUCUGUGCUCAAUAUCCGAGAACACGAGAGUCAAGUCCGGAGCUUGGGAUGACUCGGGCGUUUUUAUUUACACGACGAGCAAUCAUAUCAAGUAUGCCAUCAAUUCGGGUGAUCAUGGAAUCAUUCGUACUCUGGACCUUCCUAUUUACGUAACUCGUGUCAAGGGCAACCAAGUCUACUGCCUGGACCGCGAAUGCAGACCUAGGGUUCUAAGAAUCGACCCGACUGAGUAUAAAUUCAAACUCGCCUUGAUCAAUAGAAAGUAUGAAGAAGUUUUGCACAUGGUGAGGACUGCCAAUUUGGUGGGUCAGUCUAUCAUAGCGUAUCUCCAACAGAAAGGAUACCCAGAGGUAGCUCUGCACUUUGUCAAAGAUGAGAAGACUCGCUUUGGACUUGCUCUGGAGUGCGGAAACAUUGAGGUUGCUCUCGAAGCAGCCAGAACUCUUGACCAGAAAGCUUGCUGGGAGAGUCUAGCCCAAGCUGCUCUGCUGCAAGGUAAUCACCAGGUAGUGGAGAUGUGCUACCAGCGGACAAAGAACUUUGAGAAGCUAUCAUUCCUCUAUUUACUCACCGGUAACCUGGACAAAUUAAAGAAGAUGACAAAGAUCGCGGAGAUACGCAAAGACGUCUCGGGACAGUACCAGGGAAGUCUUUUGCUUGGAGAUAUUUAUGAACGGGCAAAAAUUCUCAAAGAAGCUGGACAAACUUCAUUGGCUGCGGUGACCAAGAAAAUUCACGGUAUCGCCAACGAAGAAGAUGAGGAACAAGUUGCUUUGAUUGGUGACGAGUUCCAGGAAUUGGAACGCGGUGCGAUUUAUUUACGACCUCUGAUACCAGCUCAGCAGGUGGAGAACAACUGGCCGCUGUUGACUGUCUCCAAGGGCUUCUUUGAAGGUGCGAUGAUGUCACGAGGCAAGAGUCAGGUCGCUGCAGCUCUAGCUGCUGUCGAAACCGAAGACGACGCUGGAGUCGCCGAAGGCUGGGGCAAUGACGAAGAAUUGGGCAUCGAUGACGAAGAAGGAGUCGAGGGUGGCGAAGUCGGUGAAGAUGGUGAAGAAGGUGGCGCUGGAUGGGAAGUCGAGGAUGUCGAUUUGCCUCCAGAGUUGGAGACCAACGUCGCCGUGGCUGAGGACGGAUACUUUGCAGCUCCGACCAAAGGAGUUCCUCCGUCUCACCACUGGGUCAACAAUUCUCAGCUCGCUGUCGAUCAUAUACUCGCCGGGUCCUUCGAGACAGCUUGCCGCCUCCUGCAUGACCAAGUUGGAGUCACCGAAUUCCAGGCCUACCAAGCGCAUUUCCUCAACACUUUCUCAAGAUCACGCACCAGCUACUCCUGUCUGCCCAAUAUUCCUUCUCUAAAUGCUUACCCGCUGCGUAACUGGAAGACUGCGACACUAAAAACUGGUCUACCAGCAGUAGGACUCCAGCUGACGGAGUUGGUUCAGCGUCUGCAAGUCUGCUACCAACUGACAACCGGCGGUAAAUUUACAGAAGCAGUUGAAAAAUUGCAGGCUAUUCUUCUAAGCGUUCCACUGCUGGUUGUCGACACCAGACAGGACAUCGCCGAGGCUCAGCAGCUCAUUCAGAUCUGCCGCGAAUAUAUUCUGGGUCUGAAAAUGGAGAGCGAACGUAAGAAUGCUCCCAAAGCGACGCUCGCUGAACAAAAAAGAGUUUGCGAAAUGGCCGCAUACUUCACGCACUGCAAUCUACAGCCAGUUCAUCAGAUCCUGACACUCAGAACUGCUGUAAAUUUAUUUUUCAAAUUGAAGAACUACAAAACUACUGCGUCGUUCGCUAGACGCCUGCUGGAACUCGGACCUAGAGCUGAAGUUGCUCAGCAAGUCAGAAAGAUUCUUCAGGCUUGCGACAAGAAUCCAGUUGACGAGCAACAAUUGCUCUACGAUGAGCACAACCCCUUCUCACUCUGUGCUUCGACAUACACGCCAAUUUACCGAGGAAAACCCGAGGUCAAGUGUCCUCUCUGCGGUGCCAGCUACCACCCGCAGUUCAAAGACUCUCUUUGCAAAGUCUGCGACGUCGCUCAGGUCGGAAAAGAGUGCAUAGGAUUGAGAAUAAGUUCUCUGCAAUUCCGAUAAAUAUAAAAAAUAAAAUUUAUCUUUUAUUAAUUGAAAAAAAUAUUAUUAUUAUUUUUCGUUUUUCAUAAAUCGAAUGUAUUUUAAUUAGCAUUUAAUGUCAGUAUCAACUAUUUGAAUUAUUUUAUAAGCGUAUUUGUAAUUAAUAAUUUUGUCAUUAUCAAUUAUAUAAUUAUAUAAAUAAAUAUAUUAUAGGCAA